AUGCUCGGUAAACCUCGUAGAUUCUCUACUGAGGAACUAUACAAAAUCACUGAACUUCUUACGGUUAAAGGCAAGCCUCUCACAAAAGAAGAAUCGAAGUAUUUGCUCGAUUUAAUUGAAGGUAAUAAAAUUAUUACAUCAAGAGCGACUAACGCCUUCAAUAAUAAGCAAAAAACACAAGAGUGGAUGCGAAUAUCAGAAAACUUCAAUGCUACAGCAACGAAUUGCCCACGAACGCCUCAACAAAUUCGCCUUAAGUGGGAGAAUUUAAAGAAAAAUUCAAGGAAACGUUACUCCAGAAUCAGAAUGAACCAAAUUAAGACUGGUAGUGGUCCAGGUGACUACAUACCACCAGAUGACUUAUUAGACCGAGUAGCUGGAUUACUAGGCAGUACAGUCAGUGGUUUUACUGUGCCUUAUAAUGGUAAGGUUGACAUUGAUUGA
This is a messenger RNA of Leptidea sinapis, 444 nucleotides long. RefSeq lists its product as uncharacterized. The record is from RefSeq and is a predicted model, not a curated record. NCBI's taxonomy places the organism in Eukaryota, Metazoa, Arthropoda, Insecta, Lepidoptera, Pieridae. The transcript has 4 exons. Bases 1 to 444 code for a protein of 147 amino acids.